This is a messenger RNA of Leptonychotes weddellii (Weddell seal), 1758 nucleotides long. The record is from RefSeq and is a predicted model, not a curated record. NCBI's taxonomy places the organism in Eukaryota, Metazoa, Chordata, Mammalia, Carnivora, Phocidae.
AUAGGAGAGUCCACAUAACUCAACGUUGUCAGGGCUAAAACAUAAAUCAUGAAUGGCAUUCACCAUUUUCUUAAGAGCACAAUUGCAAAAAGGGACACUAGCAACCAUUCUGGAAGAUGGAAGCACAAAUCCCCUUUACUAAUAAACGUAGAUUCCUCUUCCUUUUAAAGAGCAUCCAAGUGCAUUAUGUUCAUUUAUACAGUAAUGAAGGAGAGUGUCAUUCCAUCGGUUUUCUGUAAUUUUCAGGACCUGAUCGAAAUGCCUACAUUUUCUCCCUUUCAGUGUCAGGUACAAAAGCCGAAGCCCUCGUGGCCCCUCUGCCUAGAAGCCAAGCGCCUGGGACCUGCAGUGGGAGCUGGAGGUUCCCCUGUCCUCAGUAGCGGCAGGCGCCCGGGGCAGUCGCCACGUCCGCGGGGCCCUGGCCUGGCUCGUGCCGGACCCGUGUCCAGAGGGUUCCCCACGUGAGACCCCACGUGCCGCCCUCGCGCCCUGAUACCAACGGUCGCUCUAGCCCUGCGAGUUCCGUGUCCGCAGACACUUGGGGCACUUGUGGAAGCCGGGUUUCCUCGUCGGAGUCCCCGACCCCACCGCACCGCGAACAUGGGCAGCUACCUGAGCAGAUACGUGGGCAGAUACCUGGGCACAGCCAAGGCCGCGCUGCCACGCCCCGCUUGGAGGUGCCGGUCCCUGCGGCCCAGGCUGGCCCACCGCCCCCUGGGCCCGAUUCAGAGCCAAGUCAUCUCCAUCCACCGGGAGCGCUGGAUCCGGCGCCGGCCCCGCCCCACCCUGCCGCCCCACCUGGACCACCCCAGAGUCCAGAGGGCGAUAGUCCCCAAGGCCUGGAGGCGCUUUCACGGCAAGUCACCCCUCCACACCUUCCUGGGGUUGGAUUUCUCUAGCAACCGCGAGAGUUUCAUGAAGCAGUGGCUUUGGAAAGCCCGGAACCUCCUAAACAUCUGGAACAUGGCGACCAUCAAAAUCACUCCUGCUGAGCGCAGUGGGAGCUUCAGGGGUCCACCCAUCCAGGAGCAGCCGGACUCCUGUGCCAAGGAGACCCGGCUGAGGGCUCGGAGCCCAUGCAGGAAAGGAAAGAAGAGGAUCCACAGACCUCUCCAGUUUGAAGCCCCCCACGCCAAGAGAAGGAGGCCGAGCCCAGGGGCCAGGCCAUCUGCCUUCAAGCCUGUGUGGAAAGAUGGAGUGGUCCCUUCCUUUGUGCCCAGGCCUGGGCCUCUGAGAAGGGGCCUCUGCUCCUGGCAUCCUGGUGAUGGAGCAGACGCCCACCCCGGGCCUAACCUGCUGCCAGGGCACCACCAGGCCACCGCAGAGUCCCCGGGCCUCGGCUGAGGAGCUGAUGAUCAGCACUCCCCAGGGCCUGGGCCCUCCUGCAGCCUGGGGUCCCCCCUUGAAUCCUCAGCCAGAGCCCUGUCCCCACCACCUCCUGAGACUCAAAGCCACAGUUCUUUUACCCUGCUGACCCCUGCUCUACCCCUGCAUGAGGGACUGACCCCACCAGUCAGCCCUCACCACCCCAGCAGGCAGGCCCUCCAAGCACCCAGACCCACCUCCCCUGACCCUGCAGAGUCCACACUGAAGAAACACCGCUGCUUUCAAAACCUCUGCCUUCCUCCUGCUCACCCACUCCUCCUGCCUUUUCCCUGGAAACACUCUUAGCAGGAAGGCAUGCUUCUCCCCUAUAAUCCCAGUUUCUAGAGGAAAACGGUGUUCUUAUUUUUAAAAUAAUAAACAACUUCAUUAUCA